AUGGCAUUCCAAAACUUGCUCAAAAACCUCCAAACUGUUAAGAGAUGCCACCUUCCAAACCAAACCAAACCAAACCAAACUCAAAAAAUUGGAGACCUAAUCACACGCACCCACAACAAUCCUCACCUCACCACCUCAUCUUCUCAGCCCUGCCUCUCCGACCUCACUCCCAACCAUGCCCACCUUGUUCUCUCCGAUCCACAUCUCAAAACCUCUCAACGCAUCGAUUUCUUCAAUUUCCUCCUCAACAACCACUCUUCCAUCUCCUUCAACCUUGAUCUUCAUACCCAUUUCGUUUUACUUCGCAGGUUAAUCAAGGCAAGGAGGUUCACAGAUGCUGAAAAUCACCUGAACUCGCUUUCAACAAAUGUAAAUCUCAGGUACCCAUAUUCUGAUUUAGCUUCUUUCGUUGAGAAUCACUGUGUUGAACCCAAGAUUCUUGCUAAAUUGUUUAAUUUGAUGCUUAAAGUUUAUUCGGAUAGUCAGAAGUUUGAUGAGGCUUUGGAAACUUUCAAUUAUAUGAGAAAUUGUACGAGCACGAAAUAA
This is a messenger RNA of Camellia sinensis, 546 nucleotides long. The record is from RefSeq and is a predicted model, not a curated record. Lineage: Eukaryota; Viridiplantae; Streptophyta; Magnoliopsida; Ericales; Theaceae.